AGGGACUCCAUCACCCUGAUUUUCUGGGUCCGCCACUGGUCAACAGGCUCUGCGCUUACUCCGGUUUAUGUGUAGCGGCAAUACCCAACUGUCCAAGUACAGUUUUGAAAAGCCACAGGUGGUGGUAUUCAUCGCAACUCCGAGGGGAAGAUGCUCUGGGCUAUCAUCUUUGCGCUUUCUGCGUCUUCUCUGGUGGAAGCGGAGCUUAGGGUUAUGAAUGAAGUUGUUCGAUGUGCAGUGGAUGAUGGAUAUUCUGGGUUUCAGGUUGAAUCUGAUUCGAAAAUGGCACUGGCGUUACUGAGUGAAGAUGAUGCUAGGUGUUGGUCGGAUGUUAUUCAGGAAACCAAGCUUAUUGCAAAGAGGAAAGGGUUUUGUUUUGGUCAUGUUAUGCGGGAAACAAACUGGGUAGCCCAUUUUUUAGCGAUGAAUCAUAUGGGCCUUAGAAAAUGAUAUGCAGGCCCAUCGACACUUCCUAUUAGGGCUAGGAGGGCCUAUCAUAUGGACUUAUUUGGAAUCCCUUCCAUUAGAUGUUAGUUUUUUCUUCGUUUUGUUUUCAUCAAUUG
Cuscuta europaea is the source of this 563-nucleotide messenger RNA. The record is from the annotation of a GenBank genome assembly. Lineage: Eukaryota; Viridiplantae; Streptophyta; Magnoliopsida; Solanales; Convolvulaceae.